UGUCCAUUUAUCUGUCUAGUGAUUAUUCUUUCCCUAUGACUGUGCUCUUCUAUCUUAUUGAAGGCAGUACAACACGGUACAGCACUAUUACAAGUGUCCAUAAGUGGCAGUACAAGGAAGUCAGACUAUGCAUUGUCAUACAGUAUCAGUGUAUUCAUCUCCGUUUAGGUAUCAGUUGGUGCCUUCAUAUACCCACAAAUCCAAUCCUUCGCAUUGGGAAUUCACUUGAGUUCAGUCUAGAAGGAUUCAAGGUGCAAGUUACUGGGCAGGGGACUAGUGCAAAUGAAAGUGUCAUAGCCAUAGAUUUGCUCUCUGGAAAAACCAAGGCAGCCGGAGAGGGCAUUACUUGAGGAAUUCGGUCUUACAGUAUUACAGUUAUCCCACUAUCUUGAGCCUACCCCUUCACUUUUGGUUCCCAUUACAUGUUACUUUUCAGCAGUUAUUUUCAUAUCUUCAAGUGCAAAGCAAAACAGGGUUAUGGUACUGGGAAGUGACAUGGUUUCUGGGGAUGCUCCCAGAGAGGCACUAAGCAAUGUUUCUUUCCCUGUUAGAGGACAUGAAUUCUGUAAAAUUCAGGUUCGUGUCAUGCUCUUCUAGUAGCUUGCUCAUUUGACUGGAACCGAUUCUCUUCUAUAAUCUCCUUUUGGAGAACAUGAGUAACUAUUGUGGUUCUUUGGGGGAACAAGAACAAUACUCAUGCCAAACCGGUGUUUGACCCAGGAAGAUUCUGAGCAAA
Messenger RNA from Eucalyptus grandis, 736 nucleotides. RefSeq lists its product as uncharacterized. The coding region runs from base 36 to 350 and encodes 104 amino acids. The record is from RefSeq and is a predicted model, not a curated record. Lineage: Eukaryota; Viridiplantae; Streptophyta; Magnoliopsida; Myrtales; Myrtaceae. The transcript is spliced from 3 exons.